GGAGAAAACGCGUGUCAACUAGCUCGCGGCCAGUGAUGCAGAAAUGGUGUCACCCCGUGCGUGCGUUCCUUAAAGUGUGGACACGCUAGUGAGGGAUGAAGAAAUGGUGUCACCCGGUGCGUGCGUUCCUUAAAGUGUGCUGCACGCCAGUGGCGAGGUAGCCCGAGUGGCCGCGGAGCAGUCUCUCAGCGAGCGGGCUUCUCUGGCGUGUGGACCGACUCAGCUGGGAUCUGCGCACCCGACUGCCUCGUGUAUCCUCGAGGAGGGCCGGACACCUGUAAACAGCCAGCCCAAGCUACCCCAGCUAUUGCAGGACCCUUGAGACUGUUGUAAGACGUGUUCCCUGGAGGACCUGAGAUGGGGUAAUAAGUGAGGACUCUUGGGCAAGUGACCCGGUUUAUGUUUGUAGUGGUUCUGGAAUUCAGCUUCUGAAAAGCCAAUAUUUCUCAAACUCUGAGGCUUGCAGAAUUCACAAAUUGAGAUCUGACAUCACUUUGAGAAAGAGACUUCAGUAAUGUACUUAGCCUAGGUAGCAAAUAUUUGACUACUUUGACCUAAUGGAGUGAAAGAAGAAAUAAAGAAUACAAAUUGAUUGGGCAAAGAUUGAAAGGGAGAAAAAGAAAUCAGUCUCCAUUAGUGCUGACUGGAUGUAACCUUCUGUAAUGGAAAAUGAUUGAAGACAAGGGCCCUCGUGUUGCUGACUACUUUGUUGUAGCAGGAUUAACUGAUGUUUCAAAACCUCUUGAAGAAGAAAUUCACUUCAAUGAUGCUUGUCAUAAAGUAGCUAAACCAAAAGAGCCUAUCACAGAUGUUGCUGUUAUUAUUAAGUCUCUUGGGGAGGAAGUGCCGAGGGAUUAUGUUUGUAUUGAUGUUACUCCAACGGGAUUAUCAGCUGAUCUCAACAAUGGAAGUCUUGUGGGGCCGCAGAUUUACCUCUGCUACCGAAGAGGGAGAGAUAAACCUCCACUUACAGAUCUGGGGGUUUUAUAUGAAUGGAAAGAAAGAUUGAAACAGGGGUGUGAAAUUAUUCAGAGUACUCCCUAUGGGCGCCCUGCAAACAUUAGUGGCAAUACCUCAUCACAAAGAGUUUAUGUUACUUACCGGAGAGCCUCUGAAAACAUGACUCAGAAUACCCUGGCUGUCACAGAUGUGUGUAUCAUUAUACCCAGCAAAGGAGAAAGCCCACCACACACAUUCUGCAAAGUUGACAGGAAUCUUAAUAACAGCAUGUGGGGAUCAGCAGUAUAUUUAUGUUAUAAAAAAUCGGUGGCAAAGACGAACACUAUAUCUUACAAAGCUGGUCUAAUUUGUAGAUAUCCUCAAGAAGAUUAUGAAUCAUUCUCACUACCAGAAUCUGUUCCUCUAUUUUGUUUACCAAUGGGUGCAACCAUUGAAUGUUGGCCACCAAAUAGCAAAUAUCCUCUCCCUGUAUUUUCUACAUUUGUGUUAACUGGAGCCUCAGCUGAAAAGGUCUAUGGUGCUGCUAUUCAGUUUUAUGAACCAUACUCUGAGGAGAAUCUCACAGAAAAACAGAGACUUCUUCUGGGUUUAAUGCCAUCAGCAGAUGGGAAGUCUGACAGUUCCAAAACAAUUCAUACUAACAAAUGCAUCUGUCUCCUUUCUCACUGGCCUUUUUUUGAUGCAUUCAGGAAGUUUCUGACUUUUCUGUAUCGUUAUUCCAUCUCUGGGCCUCACGUCCUUCCAAUUGAGAAGCAUAUUUCUCAUUUUAUGCAUAAAGUUCCUUUUCCAUCUCCUCAGAGACCACGGAUUUUGGUUCAGUUAUCACCACAUGAUAAUCUGAUUCUCAGCCAGCCUGUUUCUUCACCUCUUCCACUAAGUGGUGGUAAGUUUUCAACACUACUUCAGAAUUUAGGCCCUGAAAAUGCCGUGACACUACUGGUAUUUGCAGUAACAGAACAUAAAAUUCUCAUCCAUUCCUUACGGCCUUCCGUGCUUACUAGUGUGACAGAAGCAUUAGUGUCUAUGAUCUUCCCUUUCCACUGGCCAUGCCCGUAUGUCCCUCUCUGCCCGCUGGCACUGGCAGAUGUCUUGAGCGCACCUUGUCCAUUCAUCGUGGGAAUUGAUUCGCGAUACUUUGAUCUCUAUGAUCCUCCACCAGAUGUCAGUUGUGUUGACCUAGAUACCAACACGAUUUCUCAAACUGGUGACAAGAAAAAUGUAGCCUGGAAGAUACUUCCAAAGAAGCCGUGUAAAAAUCUGAUGAACACGUUGAAUAAUUUACACCAGCAAUUGGCAAGAUUGCAGCAGAGACCAAGAGAUGAUGGACUAAUGGACUUAGCAAUGAAUGACUAUGACUUCAAUUCUGGAAAGAGGUUGCACAUGAUAGAUUUGGAAAUUCAAGAGGCGUUUUUGUUUUUUAUGGCCUCUAUUUUAAAAGGUUAUAGAUCAUACUUAAGGCCAAUAACACAAGCUCCAUCUGAGACAGCCACAGAUGCAGCCUCUCUUUUUGCCUUACAGGCUUUCCUAAGAAGCCGGGAUCGGUCACAUCAAAAAUUCUAUAACAUGAUGACCAAAACACAAAUGUUUAUUCGCUUCAUUGAAGAAUGUUCUUUUGUCAGUGACAAAGAUGCAAGCCUGGCAUUUUUUGAUGAUUGUGUAGAUAAAGUGGACAUGGACAGGAGCAGUGAAGUGCGACUCAUAGAGCUGGAUGAAUCUUUCAAAAGUGAACAUACUGUUUUUGUAACACCGCCUGAGAUCCCUUAUCUGCCUAGUGGUGAAGAGCCCCCUUUACAGUACAGCUAUAAUGGAUUUCCAGUUCUUAAGAACAAUUUAUUUGAGAGACCUGAAGGACUUCUACAAGCACGAAAGAGCAAAUUGCCUUCAAAAUCAAGUAGUCCUAGUAGCCCUUCUCCCAUGUUCAGAAGAACAAAACAGGAAAUUAAAUCAGCCCAUAAAAUUGCAAAGAGGUAUUCUUCCAUCCCCCAGCUGUGGUCUCGGUGUCUGCUGCGUCACUGUUAUGGACUGUGGUUUAUUUGUCUCCCAGCUUAUGUGAAAGUGUGUCAUUCAAAAGUCAGAGCGCUGAAAACAGCAUAUGACGUGCUAAAAAAAAUGCAAUCAAAGAAGAUGGAUCCACCUGACGAGGUGUGCUACCGCAUUCUCAUGCAGCUGUGUGGGCAGUAUGACCAGCCAGUGCUUGCUGUUCGAGUGCUUUUUGAAAUGCAGAAGGCCGGUGUUGACCCCAAUGCCAUUACUUAUGGUUAUUAUAAUAAGGCUGUUUUGGAAAGUACCUGGCCUUCAAGAAGCCGCAGUGGCUAUUUUCUUUGGACAAAAGUAAGAAAUGUUGUUUUAGGAGUGGCACAGUUCAGAAGAGUUUUAAAGAAACAUGCACACUCAUCACAGACAGCUCUCUCAGCAGAUGGCAGUGAUCUGGAUGCUGUUAGUCAUGGCAGCAUGGACAGUGGUCAUGGGACUCACACUGUGGAGAGGGCACCUGUUAACAUGGGUACUAUCAGAGCAUAUGCUGCUGAAGAUAGAGCUAGCACAGGUGGCCAGUCCGAUCUUGGAUAUAAUUCACUUUCUAAGGAUGAAGUUAGAAGAGGGGAUACAUCUACUGAGGACAUUCAAGAAGAAAAAGAUAAAAAAGGGAGUGACUCUAGCUCAUGUAUGUAUUAAGUAGAUAUUGUAUGAAGUUGUAAAGGAGUGAUUCAAGCACCUGUGGAUAUUAGGGUAAUAUUAUAUGAAACUGUAAACUAUGUUAGUGUUAUGUUACUGGUUGGUGUUAACACUGCAUCAUGGGAGGGGUCAUCCUCCUUGUGACUACCCCCAGGUGGGAGGGUCCCAGUGUCAGGCUGUUUUAAGAUUAGCCCGUGGGAUUUCUAAGCAAGGAUAAGUACCUUGGCUCGUAGAAGUUGAAUCAAGGGGAGUGCACAUCUGUGAAACUGCCAUAAAAAGAUUGAAAGCUGUAUGUAUUUAAUGGUUGCCAGUGUUGGUCUAUAUGCUGUCCAUAUUCUCUUUAGAGAUUUUGCUCAAUAAAUUUUAGUUACUCAGUACAAAAUAAAAUUGUGGACAUAUAUUCACAGAAAAUA
This is a messenger RNA of Carlito syrichta (Philippine tarsier), 4046 nucleotides long. RefSeq names its product C-myc promoter-binding protein. Gene Ontology annotation, molecular function: protein binding. The record is from RefSeq and is a predicted model, not a curated record. The coding region runs from base 670 to 3633 and encodes 987 amino acids. Gene Ontology annotation, biological process: regulation of Rab protein signal transduction. Lineage: Eukaryota; Metazoa; Chordata; Mammalia; Primates; Tarsiidae. The transcript is spliced from 22 exons. Gene Ontology annotation, cellular component: cytoplasmic vesicle; ESCRT I complex.